UCCGACCUCGUGAGCAGAGCAAGCACACUCGAGAGUCUGGCUUUUAUCUUCAACUCCCACCUUUCGCAAGCAGGCGCUCAAGGAGUCCGACCUGAAUCCUCAACUCACGAACAGUGCAAGCACACUAGAGAGCUGCUAGACCGCGCGAGAGGGAACACCGAACAGAGCAAGCACGGGAAAGGGUGAUUUCAGCUGGUGCUACGUAUGCGGAUAACGUCGUGAGCCGGGGAAGAGACGGAGUGAUAUAUUUGAGCAGAUAUGGCCGCUGCGGCAGCGGAGUCGAAGGAGUCACCGGGAAAUAACCCAGGUCUCAUUUCGGUGAAGGACGAGGCUACCAAGGAAUAUUUCUUGCAGCAAACAAUGCUUCGAGUUAAGGAUCCUAAGACCAGCCUUGAUUUCUAUUCCCGUGUGCUGGGAAUGUCCUUGCUGAAGAGGUUGGAUUUUCCAGAAAUGAAGUUCAGUCUCUAUUUCUUGGGUUAUGAGAUCAUAUUUCAUGAUGAGCAGGAUACAGCUUCAGCACCAGCUGACCCAAAAGAGCGGACAAUUUGGACUUUCGGCCAAAAAGCUACACUUGAGUUGACACAUAAUUGGGGCACAGAAAGUGAUCCUGAAUUUAAGGGCUACCAUAAUGGAAAUUCUGAACCUCGGGGUUUUGGUCAUAUAGGCAUCACAGUUGAUGAUAUCUACAAGGCAUGUGAACGAUUUGAACGCUUAGGAGUUGAGUUUGUAAAGAAACCUGAUGAUGGAAAAAUGAAAGGCAUUGCAUUUAUCAAAGAUCCUGAUGGUUAUUGGAUUGAAAUUUUUGACCUUAAAAAAAUUGGGGAGGUUACGGCAGUAGCCUCUUGAAAGAUCCAAGACUCUAAAGAAACUAGCUUACUCUGAAGGAGGCGCAGUUCUUUCAAGAGGGUUAAAAUCCCUUCGUCAUUGCUACUCAAUCAAGUGUUUGGUAUUGCUUCUUCUGCUUCGAUGGUGUCUUAUGCCUUCAUUUCUCUCUGAGAAUCUCUACCCAGAAAAAUAAAACCUGGAGGAUUCAAUAUCACAAUAUAUAAAUGGGAAUUCAGUUAAGAUGUUUGGUUGAAUUGUAACUUGUUUGCACCUACUUGCUGAAAGCUUUAUCUUUCUUAUUGUCUAAAAAUUUACUUUGUUUUGCAAGUAAAGUCUCUGAAUAUCUUGGUGAGCUUCAAAAUAUCAUGUAUAACACGAACAUUGAUGUAAAUCCUAAGACUUAGCUCAAAGAUAUUUUGGCAAGAAUUUUUUUAA
Dendrobium catenatum is the source of this 1260-nucleotide messenger RNA. RefSeq names its product lactoylglutathione lyase. Gene Ontology annotation, molecular function: metal ion binding; lactoylglutathione lyase activity. The coding region runs from base 259 to 846 and encodes 195 amino acids. The record is from RefSeq and is a predicted model, not a curated record. Lineage: Eukaryota; Viridiplantae; Streptophyta; Magnoliopsida; Asparagales; Orchidaceae. The transcript has 9 exons.